Messenger RNA from Leptosia nina, 1605 nucleotides. NCBI's taxonomy places the organism in Eukaryota, Metazoa, Arthropoda, Insecta, Lepidoptera, Pieridae. The record is from the annotation of a GenBank genome assembly.
AUGGGUAAAAAAGUAUUCGUAGUUGGUGUUGGAAUGACAAAAUUUGUAAAGCCUAGUCCUGAUAAAGAUUACCCAGACCUAGGCAAGGAGGCCGUAUUAGACGCCUUAGCCGACGCCCGAGUUAAGUACGAGGAUGUACAACAGGCGGUGUGCGGCUACGUCUUCGGCGAUUCGACUUGCGGUCAGCGCGUUUUAUACCAAAUAGGUAUGACUGGUAUACCUAUUUACAACGUGAAUAACAACUGUUCCACCGGUUCUAAUGCGCUCUUCCUCGCCAAACAACUUGUUGAGGGCGGUCUUUCGGAUAUCGUCCUUGCAGUUGGCUUUGAAAAAAUGGCACCUGGUGCUCUAGGAAGCGGUGCUUACACUGACAGGACAAACCCUUUAGAUAGACACACACUAAAGAUGGCAGAGAUCACAGACCUAACUGGGGCACCAAUGACUGCACAAUACUUUGGCAAUGCUGGUAUGGAACACAUGAAGAAAUAUGGCACAACAGAAGUACAUGUUGCAAAAAUCGCGGCAAAAAAUCACCGCCAUGGAGCAAAGAACCCACGUGCCCAGGGUAAUCGGGAAUACACAGUUGAGGAAGUAUUGAAAUCACGUAAAAUUUAUGGUCCCCUCACUAAGCUGGCCUGCUGUCCAACCAGUGACGGCGCAGGUGCUGCUGUCCUUAUGUCAGAAGAGGCUGUAGUAAGGUAUGGUCUGCAGAACAAAGCAGUAGAAAUUAUUGGAAUGGAGAUGGCAACAGAUACAGAAGCAGUAUUUAAAGAAAACAGCUUGAUGAAAGUGGCUGGAACAGACAUGACAGCACUUGCAGCAAAACGCAUUUACUCAAAGACUGGAAUAUCGCCAAUGCAAGUGGAUGUAGUAGAAUUGCAUGAUUGUUUUGCCACUAAUGAAAUGAUCACAUACGAAGGUCUGCAAUUGUGUGGAGUGGGUGAAGCGGGCAAGUUUAUUGAUGCUGGAGAUAACACAUAUGGUGGACGAGUGGUAGUUAAUCCUAGUGGAGGUUUGAUAGCUAAGGGGCAUCCUUUAGGAGCAACAGGCUUGGCCCAAUGUGCAGAGUUAGUGUGGCAACUCCGAGGUGAAGCUGGAGAUAGACAGGUACCCCGCGCUCGUAUCGCCCUCCAGCACAACUUAGGUCUCGGUGGAGCUGUCGUACUCACGAUGUACCGCAAAGGAUUCCAAAAUGCUACCCCCAACCAGGUCGCGGCUGCUGGCAACCCCGAGGAGUUCAAAGUGUACAAAUACAUGAAGAUCCUCGAAGAAGCUAUGCAGACGGAUGAGGAGAAACUCAUAGAAAAGGUCAGAGGCAUCUACGGAUUUAAGGUCAAGGGUCCGGGAGGUGCGGAGGGCUACUGGGUCAUAAACGCGAAAGAGGGCAAGGGGAAAGUGACGUACAACGGAUCGGAGAAAUGUGAUGUUACUUUCACAAUAAACGACAAUGACGUCGUCGAUUUGAUCUCUGGCAAACUGAACCCGCAGAAGGCUUUCUUCCAGGGUAAGAUCAAGAUCCAAGGAAACAUGGGUCUCGCAAUGAAACUGACGGACCUCCAGCGCACGGCGGCCGGCAGGAUCGACGCGAUUCGGUCCAAGUUGUAA